GGCGUGUUGCAAUUAUGGGAUGUAGCUGUUUCGAGGAGGAGGAGGAGGAGGAGGAGGGGGGGUUGUCAGGAAGAGCAUCACUCAGUUCACGAGGACAGCUGGGGGUCCGCGGGCUGCUUUUAAGAGCACAGACCCAACAGAUCGACGCUCAUUCCUAACUUGGCUCCGGCUGCCGUCGGACCAGCGCGCCCCUCACACGAAACUUGCCGAAGCACAUUUCACUCACGAACGAACCUUCUCUCUUUUUGUGCUUUCUGGAGCAGGCGUAGAUACCGACGUAGCUGGGACCGGAAAAAAAAAAAAAAGAAAUACAGAAAGGAGGAGGAAAAAAAAAAAAAAGAAAGAAAAAAAAAGAAAAAAAAACAAGAACUGGGGACUACAAGAGGCCUUCCGUUUACUUUUCGCCAAUUUCACCAACUUUGCCCUCCAGUCCAACUUUAGCAUGAUGUCGUAUCUUAAGCAACCACCUUACACAGUCAAUGGACUGAGCCUAACUACCUCCGGGAUGGACCUGCUGCACCCCUCCGUUGGGUACCCAGCGACGCCUCGUAAGCAAAGGCGCGAGCGGACUACUUUCACCCGCGCGCAGCUCGACGUGCUCGAGGCUCUUUUCGCCAAAACCCGUUACCCGGACAUAUUCAUGCGCGAGGAGGUGGCUCUCAAGAUCAACCUACCGGAGUCCCGCGUGCAGGUGUGGUUCAAGAACCGAAGGGCCAAGUGUCGCCAGCAGCAGCAGCAGCAGCAGAACGGGGGCCAGAACAAAGUUCGGCCGGCCAAGAAGAAGAGCUCUCCCGCCAGGGAGGCGAGCUCGGAGAGCGGGGCCAGCGGCCAGUUCACACCUCCCUCCAGUACCUCAGUGGCCACCAUCUCGACCAGCAGUGCGCCGGUGUCCAUCUGGAGUCCGGCCUCUAUUUCUCCACUGUCUGAUCCUCUCUCUACCUCUUCCUCCUGCAUGCAAAGAUCUUACCCGAUGACCUACACGCAGGCAUCAGGAUAUAGCCAGGGCUACGCCGGAUCUACGUCUUACUUCGGCGGCAUGGACUGCGGUUCUUAUCUCACCCCGAUGCACCACCAGCUGUCUGGGCCCGGCUCCACGCUCAGUCCGAUGAGCACUAACGCGGUCACAAGUCACCUGAACCAGUCCCCCGCAUCCCUGUCGGCCCAGGGCUACGGCGCUUCGGGCCUGGGCUUCAACUCCAGCGCGGACUGCUUGGAUUAUAAAGACCAAGCGGCCUCCUGGAAGCUGAACUUCAACGCCGACUGCUUGGAUUAUAAAGAUCAGACCUCGUCGUGGAAAUUCCAGGUGUUGUGAAAGGAACGAGCGUGAGCAAAGUCACCCGAGAGCAGCGGCAGCGAAACGAACAAGUAGUCCUGACAGCCUUCAGCGAACGAGUGUGUGAGAGACCGGACAUUCCGAGUUAGCCAGGUGUGGGACGUGAAGGCGCUGUCGGCCGGUGCCCCCCCACUCAUUACUCCCCCUCUUAUUUAAGGUGAGAGAAGAUGAUGAUGAUGAUGAUGAUGAUGGUGAUAAUGAAACAAUUAAAAUUAAAAAAAAAAAAAAAGAGAUCACACCGUUUUCCCGAGAACAUGUUGUUUUCCUGAACCUCGGAGGGCGCAAACCUGCAGCCUCCGCGUUUUGUGUGUGUGUGUGUGCGCGUGCGUGUGCGUGUGUGUGUCUCGGAAUCGCAGCACCUGUUGGUCAGUUUGAGGACAACUCGCAGCGAACUCUUAGCAAACUUUGAUCAAAGCCACGGAGCAAGUCGUUAUCCAGCAGGACGGAAGAAGUGAGCGAGAAGAGCCAGUCCUUGGCCAAGUGCUUGGAAUGGGCAGGUUUUUUCCCCCUGGCGCGCGGAGGGAGCGGACCCAUCGAUCAGGACGGUGUGUGGACUGCGCGCCCCCGAGGCGACCUGGAUGCACUACUUUAUUUAAGAAAAAAAAAUAAUGUUUAUAAGGAAUCAAUAUGUAGUUUUUAAGAGACAAUCAGUGUGUGUCUUAUAUAAAUGGUACAUAUGUGUUUUUUAUCUGUGCUAGCCUUCGAAACUGUGAUCUGUUGUAUUGUAUGCAAUUUGUGAGCUUCUUCGCAUCAGCGGGAACUCUGCUGUGAUUUUAAUAGGUUUAUAACUUUUUGAACGGAAAAAAAAGUAUUAAUACUGAUUAAAAAUUAAAAUUACCCGAGAUACCCGACUGCCCCGAAAUUUAAAGAGAGUGUCGGUGUUGGGAAGAAGAAGCUUGAGUGCAAAAAAAAAAAAAAAAAAAAAAAAAAGAAAAGAAAAGAAAAAAAAAACGCCUUUUACACCACCCCACCCUCGCGCCGUCUCCCCUCGAUCACACACUGAUCACACAUCAUGGACCUUAACUUGGCUCGAAUGGUAGUGCGGGCCACUAGUGAACAGAAACGGUGGACACAAAUAAAGGUCGUUUGGUCUGACCCUUCUUACAAUGACUAUUUAAUUCAAACUGGAUCUCUUUUUUUUUUCCUCUGUGUGUGUGUGUGUUUGGAAAUGUUUAUAGAAUAUUAUAUAAGUAUAUAUGCAUAAACGUCAUCAGUGGACUUCGCACAUGUAUGCAUUAAAGUCGUUC
This is a messenger RNA of Scleropages formosus (Asian bonytongue), 2580 nucleotides long. RefSeq names its product homeobox protein OTX2. NCBI's taxonomy places the organism in Eukaryota, Metazoa, Chordata, Actinopteri, Osteoglossiformes, Osteoglossidae. Gene Ontology annotation, molecular function: RNA polymerase II cis-regulatory region sequence-specific DNA binding; DNA-binding transcription factor activity, RNA polymerase II-specific. The coding region runs from base 443 to 1312 and encodes 289 amino acids. Gene Ontology annotation, cellular component: nucleus. Gene Ontology annotation, biological process: regulation of transcription by RNA polymerase II; multicellular organism development. The transcript is spliced from 3 exons. The record is from RefSeq and is a predicted model, not a curated record.